Messenger RNA from Glarea lozoyensis ATCC 20868, 234 nucleotides. Its product is annotated as Ubiquitin-like protein. The transcript has 4 exons. The coding region runs from base 1 to 234 and encodes 77 amino acids. Gene Ontology annotation, biological process: regulation of proteolysis; protein neddylation; modification-dependent protein catabolic process. NCBI's taxonomy places the organism in Eukaryota, Fungi, Ascomycota, Leotiomycetes, Helotiales, Helotiaceae. Gene Ontology annotation, cellular component: cytoplasm; nucleus. Gene Ontology annotation, molecular function: protein tag activity; ubiquitin protein ligase binding. The record is from RefSeq and is a predicted model, not a curated record.
AUGCUUAUUAAAGUCAGAACCCUCACAGGGAAAGAAAUCGAGUUAGAUAUUGAACCGCAUUAUAAGGUCUCCCAAAUCAAAGAAAAAGUCGAAGAAAAAGAGGGUAUUCCACCAGUCCAACAGCGACUAAUCUUCGGAGGGAAACAAAUGGCCGAUGACAAAACAGCAGAAGAAUACGAACUCCUAGGCGGCGCGACACUGCAUUUGGUUCUUGCGCUGAGAGGUGGGAACUAG